Molecule: messenger RNA, 3846 nt
Organism: Besnoitia besnoiti
Lineage: Eukaryota; Apicomplexa; Conoidasida; Eucoccidiorida; Sarcocystidae
Product: putative NAD(P) transhydrogenase subunit beta
Exons: 4
Coding region: 1-3846 (1281 amino acids)
Biological process (GO): NADPH regeneration
Molecular function (GO): NADP binding; NAD binding
Source: RefSeq, a predicted model, not a curated record
AUGGACGGUACAUACGCUGCGAGCACGCAUGCGCCAGAGGGCAUAUAUCAAUCGCAGACUUGGGAGGACUGGCUUUCCUCUCAGAUGGCUCCUCUGCGGCAGCUCCGCGUGCAUUUGACGGACUAUGAACACAUCAUUGAGCCCGACGUAUGGCUGCAGGUUAUCUACAUUUCGGCUGCUCUCUUCUUCGUCCUCUCUCUCCGGGGCCUCAGCCACCAAGAGAGCGCAAAAAUGGGAAAUGUGUACGGAGUUAUCGGCAUGCUCGUGGCGAUCGUAGGAACGCUGGUGUCCCCUUUUGUUUACGGGCGAGCCAUUUGGAUUUUUUUCGUCGUAUGCGUCCCUCCUGCGGUCCUCUCCGUUAUUGUCGCUAUGCUCGUCAAUAUGACGUCAAUUCCUCAACUCGUGGGCGCUUUGAAUGCCUUCGGCGGUCUCGCAGCUACACUCGAGAGCUUCGCUCUCUACUUUUCUCCGUACGAAGUCGCGAAGCAGGACGCCAUGCACUCGGGAGGCGAGACGCGAUAUGUGCAGUUCCAGGUCUACCAGACUGUUUUCUACCUCAUCGGCGCCUCGGUUGGGAUGAUCACCUUCACGGGGUCGAUGGUCGCGUGCGGCAAGUUGUCGGGUUGGAUUGCUUCGAAGCCGCGCGUCUUGCCGCUGCGUUGGCUGUGGAUGCCGCUCCUGCUGGGGCUUCUCCUGGCGGCGGGUGCAGGGGCGGGCGUCUUUGGGCUCAAUGACGUCCCCGUCGGCGCCGUUUGCCUCGGGCUUUGCACGCUUCUCUCUGCGCUUUACGGCGUCUGCUUCGUUUCGGCGAUCGGCGGCGCGGACAUGCCUGUCGUCAUCUCCGUCCUCAACAGCGGGAGCGGCUGGGCGGGAGUGUUUGCGGGUCUGACGCUGCAAAACAGCAUCAUCAUCAUUGCGGGCGCGUUUGUGGGCGCCUCGGGGAUCAUUCUCUCCUACGUGAUGUGCCGCGCAAUGAACCGGUCACUCUACAACGUCCUCGUGGGCGGCUUCGGCGACACGGGCGCGGAGACGAACGCGCAGCUGUUUGAAGGCGAGGCGAACAUUGUGCAGAGUGAGCAAGUCUGCGAAGAGCUGCUCGCCUCCAAGAGCGUCAUCAUCGUCCCUGGAUACGGCAUGGCCGUCUCCCACGCGCAGUUUGCUGUGCAGGAGCUCAUCGCGCAGCUCCGCGAGCGCGGCACGCGCGUCCGCCUCGCGAUCCACCCCGUCGCGGGGCGCCUGCCGGGUCACAUGAACGUCCUCCUCGCGGAGGCCGACGUGCCCUACGACAUUGUCUUCUCGAUGGAAGAAAUCAACGACGAGUUCCCCGACACCGACACCGUGAUCAUCAUCGGCGCAAACGACACAGUCAACCCCGCCGCGCAGGACGCACCAGGCUGCCCCAUCUACGGCAUGCCCGUUCUCGAAGUCUGGAAGGCGGCGCGCGUCGUCGUCCUAAAGCGGUCGAUGCGCGUCGGGUACGCAGGCAUCGACAACCCGCUCUUCUUCUACCCGAACUGCCAGAUGCUUUUGGGAGACGCCAAAGCCUCUGUUCAGAGCCUGGUCGCCGGCCUCCACAGCAGCGUCGCCCGUGCGAGCCCCUCGACAGCCUUGCCCAUGCCCGCCGAGUCCCCCAAACCCAAGGGCGCAGGCGCCGCCGCCGCAGCGAAAGGCGAACAGGACGAUGGCAGCGCAGCGGACGAGCGACCCGUCAGCCUCCUCCUCACAGACAGAACGGGCGUAAGCGACGAGGCAAACAAAGGCACGCCGGCCAAGCCCGGGUCGGCGUCCGCCGUCGAGGAGGCCCAGACGGCUGAAGCCGCACCCCCCGCGUUCUUUGUCGGGGUGCUGAGAGAGCGCCAGGCGCUAGAGCGGCGCGUGGCGAUGACGCCGAAUGUGGUGUGCAUGAUGAGAGACAACCUGCAGCUCGGUUGCAUCGUGGAGACGAACGCCGGCCUCUCCGCGGGAUUCUUGGAUGAGCAGUACCGCGCCGCCGGCGCGAUUGUGGUGGGCUCGCCGGCCGAAGUCGUUCGGCGCUCUCGCGUUGUCCUUAAAGUCACCUCCUACAGCCCUGACGAGCUGAAUCUGGCGCAGCCGCCUGUCGAGGCGAAGGACGCCGAGGCGAAGGACACCGAGGAGAAAGCGAACGCUCUCCCCGGAGACAGCGAGAGCCCCGUCCCCACUGCGUCUCUUCCGCCCCUCAAGCCCCGCGAGGGAGGAGCGGAGACCGAGGGCGACGCGAGCGCCCCUAAAGCCCCUUCGUUCCUCUCUUCUUCUGAGAAGGUGUUUGUCGCCGGAUUCAUUGGUCCACACGCCGCGACGAGGAAGUCCCCACCCUCUGCAGCGGCGGGUUCGGGGGCUGCGGACGCGGCGCCGCCGCGCGAGGGCGGCGCGUCGUCACCGGUGGACGCGCUGAUUGCCGCCGCGCUGCGCCUGCCGCACGUGACGCUUCUCUCGCUGGACGUGCUUCCGCGGCUUACGGUCACGCAGAAGAUGGACGUCCUGUCGAGCACUGCAAAGCUCGCGGGCUACCGCGCGGUCGUUGAGGCGAUAUCGCACUUCGGCCGCCUGAUGGGACCGGAGAUCACGGCCGCGGGCAAGUAUCCGCCGGCGAAGGUGUUGGUCGUCGGCGCGGGCGUCGCGGGGCUGCAGGCGAUAGGCGACGCGCACCGCCUGGGCGCGGACGUGCGCGGGUUCGAUGUCCGGCUCGAGUGCAAAGAGCAAGUCGAGUCGAUGGGAGGUAAGUACCUGGUCAUGGACUUUAGCGAGGAGGGCGCCGGCGACGGCCAAAACGCAUCGCAGGGGGCGAGCGGCUACGCGCAGCCGAUGAGCGAGGCGUUCCUGCGCAAAGAAAUGGCGCUGUUCGCCGAGCAGUGCGCGGAGAUCGACAUCCUAAUCACCACGGCCGCGCUGCCUGGGCGCCCCGCGCCGAAGCUUAUCAAGCGCGAGCACGUCGACCUGAUGAAGCCUGGGAGCGUCAUCGUAGAUCUCGCGGCGCCGAGUGGCGGAAACGUGGAACGGACGCGCCCUGGAGAGACGUACCUUUACAGCGAGAAAGUAACCGUCGUCGGCUGGACGGACCUGCCGUCGCGAAUGGCGCCGCAAGCCUCAGAGAUGUUCGCGCGGAAUCUCUUCAACCUGCUCCAACACAUGGGGGGUGGAGCCCGCUUCUCUGUCAACUUUGGCGACCAGGUCAUCCGCGCCAUCACCGUCACGCGCAACGGUGAACAAACCUUUCCGCCUCCCGCGCUCAAGAAGGACGACCCGCCCCUCGCGCGCACCGCCUCGGGCGCGAGCUCACGGCACCUGACGUCGGCGCAUGCAGCGGGCGAGGAGGAGGCGCGCAAGCCCGCGGCUCCGCGCAGCUGGAGCGAGAGGCUGCAGAUGCGUCUGCAGACGCGGUGGCGGGGGAUCGUCGCGCCGCUGGACAUCCUCACAGUUAUCGCGAUUGCGGCCUUCACGGCGCUCUUCGCGGCGACCGCGCCGCCCUCCUUCCCGCCCCUCUUGUUUGUCUUCCUGCUCGCGUGUUUCGUGGGCUAUCUGCUGGUGUGGAACGUCGCGCCCGCGCUCCACACGCCGCUCAUGUCAGUCACCAACGCCAUCAGCGGCGCCGUACUCGUGGGCGGGAUGCUGGGCAUCGGCGCGCGCGCGUACGAAGUCCUGGAUCGAGACGCGGUCUGCCCCCGCGGCCAACUUGGCCCUCUGGAGCCCUUCUACUGCCGCUCGCGGGGCGCCGCCGCCACUGUCUUGAACGCCGUCGCGAUCGCCGUCGCCUCGAUGAACGUCUUUGGCGGAUUCGCAGUCACCCAGCGCAUGCUCAACAUGUUCAGAAAGUCAGCCGCGAACUAG